GCUGUGCCCACCGCCGACCCGCGUCAGCCGCGGCUCUGCCCACGGCGGGAGGGCCAAGUUCUCCUACAGAGUCUGAGAACCAUCAUAGCUUGGUCGACAGAAUUUUCCUUCUUUUGGGAUACGGAAUAAUCCCGCUGGGACAGCUUUUCACUUCUUUUGAGUUGUUAAGUUUCUUCUCUCUUGUUAUGCAGAGUAGCGGCCGCAGGGAGAUUGGAGAUGCAUUGGGAAUGUGAUAGCGCUUUUUUAAACGACGCUCAUCUCUUUAAGUUAGGAUUCAGCAUCAUUGAUUCUGAUCAUAUUUGAUUGAUAUGAUGUUUUUUCCUUUACAGCAAACCUUCCUCUUACUCCCUGCCUGGAAUGGAGAUUUCUUCCCACCAGUCUCACCUCCUGGAGCAGCUGAACGAGCAGCGGAAGCAGGACUUGUUCUGUGACUGCAACAUCCUGGUGGAGGGCAAGGUCUUCAAAGCCCAUCGCAAUGUGCUGUUUGCCAGCAGCGGCUACUUCAAAAUGCUCCUUUCGCAGAGCUCGAAGGAGACAGGUCAGCCAACCAUAGCCACGUUUGAGGUCUUCUCUCCAGAGACGUUCAUGGUCAUCCUGGACUUUGUGUAUUCAGGGAUAUUGUCUUUAACGGGUCAGAAUGUGAUCGAAGUCAUGUCAGCUGCCAGUUAUCUGCAGAUGACAGAUAUCCUCAAUGUCUGCAAGACCUUCAUUAAGUCCUCACUGGAUAUUAAUGAAAAGGAAAAGGAUCACUACCUCAGCCUCUCGGCCAAAAGUGCGAGCACUGACCCUACCCCCGCCCGCCCGGCUCUUUAUCGCUCCAGAAGGAAAGCGAAGAGCAACCCCCGGCGUUCCUGCUCGAUCCCAGACGAAAAACCCAACGGGAAUGAAAACUCCUGGAGCAGUUACAGCAGCUACCUGUCCUCACAGGUGAUCCUGCAGCGGGCAGAGACCCAGCUGUCCAAAAGAGGCAGGAAACAGGGCUCCGUGAGGAAGCGCCGCAAGCACCUGGGGCUGUCGCAGAGCCGGGAGCUGGGAGGGUGCAAAUCGGACAGAGCGGAGCGAGCUGGAGCCUCGGAUCCCGCUCACAUCUCCCACGGGGGAGAGGAGGCUGAGUUUGAUGCUGAGAACGACGUGGAUCGGGAUGAUUUUGGAUAUCAUCCCGGAGCAGAGGCCGCAGCCAAGAAGUGGUCGGUUGCUCAGCUAGAACAAGAACUUUCCACAACUCCUGAGUUCAUGGAGUUAAAGGCAGAAGAACUGUACACCUCAAUGCCCACAAUUUUAGGGGUAAUGAGUAGCUGGAAUGAAGGUGACCUGCCCCGGAUGCGUUUCAAGUGCCCGUUCUGCACGCACACGGUGAAGCGGCGGGCGGACCUGAAGCGCCACCUGCGGUGUCACACCGGGGAGCGGCCCUACCCCUGCGAGGCCUGCGGGAAGAGGUUCACCCGCCUGGAGCACCUCCGCAACCACUUCCAAACGAUACACCAAGCUGGCAAACUGAUCUGCAGGAAGUGCAAGCGCCACGUCACGGAGCUGACGGGCUGCGUGGUGCAGCAAGGGACGCGGCGCUACAGACUGUGCCACAAGUGCUUGGCAGAAGCCAAUUUCGACAGCAUCCCCGAGGAUUUCAAUCCAGCUGAACAUUCUCCUGUCUCCUCCACGGGAAACAAACGCCCCAGAUGGGCUCUGGAGGAGGAGCAGAAAUCAGAUGAAGAGACAGUGGAGGAGGAGCCCUAUAAUUUGGUUGUCCGACACAAUAACGAAGAUAUUCCGGAUGAGGUAAAGGAAAAGGUGAAGCCGAAUCUUAGGUAGAUCUUUGUGUAUUUGUUGUUGUUGUGUUCAAGAUUAAAUGACUCGUGUCCUACCAACUAAUGCUUUUAAUAAAAUGAAGUAUUGCUAAAG
Molecule: messenger RNA, 1899 nt
Organism: Lonchura striata (white-rumped munia)
Lineage: Eukaryota; Metazoa; Chordata; Aves; Passeriformes; Estrildidae
Source: RefSeq, a predicted model, not a curated record